Molecule: messenger RNA, 2247 nt
Organism: Ochotona princeps (American pika)
Lineage: Eukaryota; Metazoa; Chordata; Mammalia; Lagomorpha; Ochotonidae
Gene: ATL2
Product: atlastin GTPase 2
Exons: 14
Coding region: 107-1861 (584 amino acids)
Biological process (GO): endoplasmic reticulum organization; protein homooligomerization
Molecular function (GO): GTP binding; GTPase activity
Source: RefSeq, a predicted model, not a curated record
GAGGGCGGCGCUAGGACCCGGCGGCCAGCCCGCCGGCUCCCGGGAGGUUGAUAAAGCGGCGGCGGCGUUUGACGUCAGUGGGGAGUUAAUUUUAAAUCGGUACAAGAUGGCGGAGGGGGACGAGGCAGCGCGAAGGCAGCAGCCGCGCCAGGGGCUGCGGCGCCGGCGGCGGAUCAGCGACUCCAGCGCCGAGGUUAACCACGUCUCGUCCACGACCUCCUUAGGUGAGGAUUAUGAAGAUGAUGACCUAGUAAACUCUGAUGAGGUUAUGAAGAAACCAUGUCCAGUACAGAUUGUUCUUGCUCAUGAAGAUGACCAUAACUUUGAACUGGAUGAAGAAGCUUUGGAGCAGAUCUUGCUACAGGAACACAUACGAGAUCUUAAUAUAGUAGUGGUGUCCGUGGCAGGAGCUUUUCGUAAAGGGAAAUCAUUUCUGCUGGACUUCAUGCUUAGAUAUAUGUAUAACAAGGAUUCUGCGAGUUGGAUUGGUGGAAACAAUGAACCAUUGACCGGCUUCACAUGGCGUGGUGGUUGCGAGAGAGAGACAACAGGCAUACAAGUUUGGAAUGAAGUAUUUGUGAUUGACAGACCCAAUGGAACAAAAGUGGCUGUGCUGCUGAUGGAUACCCAGGGUGCCUUUGAUAGCCAGUCGACAAUCAAAGACUGUGCGACCGUGUUUGCUCUCAGCACGAUGACCAGCUCUGUGCAGGUGUAUAACUUAUCUCAGAAUAUUCAAGAAGAUGAUCUUCAACACUUACAAUUAUUUACAGAGUAUGGAAGACUUGCAAUGGAAGAAAUCUACCAGAAACCAUUUCAGACGUUAAUGUUUUUGAUUCGAGAUUGGAGUUAUCCUUAUGAACAUUCGUACGGUUUGGAAGGCGGAAAACAGUUCCUUGAAAAGAGAUUGCAGGUAAAACAAAAUCAACACGAAGAGCUACAGAAUGUAAGAAAGCACAUUCACAAUUGUUUCUCAAAUCUUGGUUGCUUCCUUUUGCCACAUCCUGGUCUUAAAGUUGCAACUAAUCCUAGCUUCGAUGGGAGAUUGAAAGAUAUUGAUGAAGACUUUAAACGAGAACUUCGGAAUUUGGUUCCAUUGCUGCUUGCCCCUGAAAACUUGGUAGAAAAAGAGAUCAGUGGAUCUAAGGUCACAUGUAGAGAUCUUGUAGAGUAUUUUAAGGCUUACAUUAAAAUCUAUCAAGGAGAGGAACUUCCGCAUCCAAAGUCUAUGCUUCAGGCAACCGCAGAAGCUAAUAAUCUGGCUGCAGUAGCAGCAGCAAGAGAUAUUUAUUGCAAAAGCAUGGAACAGGUCUGUGGUGGGGACAAGCCUUACAUUGCACCUUCGGAUCUGGAGCGAAAACACUUGGAUCUCAAGGAAGUUGCAAUCAAACAGUUUCGUUCUGUGAAAAAAAUGGGUGGAGAUGAGUUCUGCCGUCGUUAUCAGGACCAGCUGGAAGCUGAAAUUGAAGAGACCUAUGCAAAUUUUAUAAAGCACAAUGAUGGCAAAAACAUCUUCUAUGCUGCUCGUACUCCUGCCACACUUUUUGCAGUCAUGUUUGCAAUGUAUAUAGUCUCAGGACUGACUGGCUUCAUUGGCCUAAACUCUAUAGCCGUCUUGUGUAACCUUGUCAUGGGGUUGGCACUGACGUCUCUUUGUACUUGGGCAUAUGUGAAAUACUCUGGGGAGUUCAGAGAAAUUGGAACAAUGAUUGAUCAGAUUGCUGAAACACUAUGGGAACAGAGGAGUCCCAGGAAGGUGUUUUCCAAACUCUUUGAAGUUCCUAGACGUCGGCUGGUUCACCGUGCUCUUUCAUCAGCACAGCCACAGAGACUGUCACCCUACAAUAACAAGAAGAAAAAUUAGACAGUAUUUUUACCUUUUUUCUGUAUCUGAAGUGUUCACACUUAACACAUGUAGGACAGUAAGCAGGACCGUCUGGGCCGGUCUGCAUAAAUGCUGUAUACAUACAGAUUUGAUGCUGCAUAUAGGGUAUGGAAUUGCACAUCCAUCUAAUAGGAAUGGUAAAUGGUUUGAAUAAGAGGAAAGUAAUUGUGUGUUGCAUUAUAAAAUGUCUAACUGCAUUAUUUGUAGCAUAAUUUUCUUUUCUUUCUUUUUUUGUUUUGUUUUUUGGGAGAAACAUCUUUUUUGUUUUCCACAUUCCUGGUUAUUUUUGUCAUUGCUUUGAAUUAAAUUUUGAUAUCUAUUUUUAUAUGUAACUCUUUUUUUACCUCAUGUUUUUGUUUGUUUGC